This is a messenger RNA of Eimeria acervulina, 2591 nucleotides long. RefSeq lists its product as hypothetical. The record is from RefSeq and is a predicted model, not a curated record. The annotation marks the transcript as partial. NCBI's taxonomy places the organism in Eukaryota, Apicomplexa, Conoidasida, Eucoccidiorida, Eimeriidae. The transcript has 2 exons.
CCCAGACCACCCCAGCAGCAGCAGCAGCAGCAGCAGCAGCAGCAGCAGCGGCAGCAGCAGUAGCGCCCGCAGCAGCGUUAUCUUCUGCUGCUAGCUUUACUCCUAAAGCUCCCUUUUCAGCGGCAGAAGAUUUCUUCCUUCUCAAGAGCCGCAGCAGCAGCAGCAGCAGCAGCAGCAGCAACAGCAGCAGCAGCAGCAGCAGCAGCAACACUUCGCGUGCCACUAUGGCAUCUUCUCUACCCCUCCGCUUGCUGAACUGCAGCAACAGCAGCAACAACAGCAACAUGAUGCAGCAGCACAACAGCAGCAGCAGCAGCGCGUACAGCAGCAGCAGCGCGUACAGCAGCAGCAGCAGCAGCAACAGCAGCAAUAGCAGCACAAAGAGGUGGGUAAGAGAGCCGCCGCAGCUAGGAGAGAACGGUAACUGGCAGUGCAGCUGCUGCUUAAAUAUAAAUUAUAGAAGACGCUCUUGCUGCAACAAAUGUGCAGCAAGUCGAACUCCAGACAGCAGCAGCAGCAGCAGCAGCAGCAGCAGCAGCAGCAGCAGCAGCAGCAACGCCAUGAGUAAGGAGAGCUUGCAGCAGUUUAUAUCGCUUAAAGAAGAAUUCAUUCAUAUGGGUUUGGACCCGCAAACUGCUGCUGCUGCUGCUGCUGCUCAGCAAGCAGCAACAGCUUGCCUCUCCAGCAGCAGCAGCAACAACAACAACAGCAGCAGCAGCAGCAUGGGUGCGGCAGAGAGCAGCAGCGCUGCUUUUGAAGGGCUGCGUCUGCUGUCCUAUCCGCUCGAACGGCAGCAGCAGCAGCAGCAGCAACAGCAGCAGGAGCAGCAGCAGCAGCAACCGCUGCUGCGACCCGCAUCUUUUGAUAUGCAGUUGCUGCGGCGUGGCAGCUCGAAGCUUCUUCCGCUGCAGCAGCAGCUGCAGCAGCAGCAGCAGCAGCAGAAGCAGCAGCAGGUAGAUGGUGAGGAGGUGCUAACGAAGGGGAUCAGCAGCAGAGCGACUUCAGGAGAUUUGCUGCGGUCUAGCAGCAGCAGCAGCAGUAGCAGCUGCUGCUGGUACUCCGAUGAGGAAGCAGGCAGCAGCAGCAGCAGCAGCAGCAGCAGCAGCAGCAAUAGCAGCAGCAGCAGCGGCGAUGAGAUGCAGCAGGUGCUGCAGAAGGCGGCGGAAAUUGUUGACUCGCUGCUGCAGGAGUUUGUUGCUGCUGAGCUACAGCAGCAGCAGCAGCAGCAGCAGCAGCAGCUGGAGCAUGGUACCCCUGCUGCAGCAGCAGCAGCUACAGCAGCAGCAGCAGCAGCAACAUCUAAAGCAGAAGCAGUGCUGCGUGCUGCUUUAAAUACACUCUGGCAAUCGACAGGAAACGAAGGUGCAGCAGCACCAUGCGAGCGGCAGCAGCAGCAGCAGCAGCAGCAGCAGCAGCAGCAGCAGCAACUUUGCUGCCCUCAGAUGCUUGCGCAUCCUGACGAGUUUAAAAACCCUUCUUCGUUUUUAAAAAUAUAUGGCGACCCUCUUUGUGCAUUAUCAUUAACGAACAGCAGCAGCAGCAGCAGCAGCAGCAAUAGCAGCAGCAGCAGCAGCAGCAGCAGCAGCAGCAGCAGUAUGUCUCCGCUACCAAAUCAAGCAGGUAAUUGGGUUUGCUGCUGCUGCAGCAAUGUAAACUUCCCAAGGCGCUUUCGGUGUUUUAAAUGCGGCGAAGAGCGCAGCAAAGAAGGCGACAAAAUCGUAGCAAAAUAUUCGCGUGAGGUGUAUCUGCACCUGCUGCAGCAGAUACGGCAGCAGCAGCAAAUGCAGCAAGUGCAGCACCACAUGCAGCAGCAGCAGCACAUGCAGCAGCACCACCACCACAUGCAGCAGCACCACCACCACAUGCAGCAGCAGCAAGGGCAGCACCAUAUGCAACAGCAGCAGCACCUGCAUAAUAUUAGACAGCAGCAAAUGCUGCACAUGCAACAUAUGCUGCAGCAGCAGCAUAUGCAGCAGCAGCAGCAGCAGCAGCAGCAGCAGCAAAUUCAACAGCAGCAUAAUCAAAUGCAAAACCAAGAGCAGCAACAGCAAAUGCUGCUGCAGCAGCAACAGCAAAUACCCGAACCACCACCGCCUCCACCUCGUCCUUCGCAGCAGCAAGUGCAGCAGCAGCAGCAAGUGCAGCAGCAGCAGCAAGUGCAGCAGCAGCAGCAGCAAAAGCAAACCAAGAUACUCCUCACCCCGAAGCUAUCAAGACCCACUGAACCCCCAGCAGCAGCAGCAGCAGCAGCAGCAGUAGCAGCAGCAGCAGCACCUGCUGCUGCUGCUGCUGCUGCAACAGGCCGUGAAGCUGGAGUUGCAGGUGCUUGCUGCUUAGUGCAGCAGCAGAAACAGCAACAGCAGCAGCAGCAGCCGCAACAGCAAAAGCAGCAGCUGGCGGUGGGGCAUCCACCUGGCGUUGUAGCAGCAGCGGCAGCAGCAGCUAAUGCUGCAGCAGUAGCAGCAGCAGCAGCAUUAGUCCACUUGACAUCGGGUGCAGCAGCAGACGCUGCUGCAGCACCUGCUGCAGAAGCAGCAGGUGCUGCUGCAGCAUCAGCCGCUGCAGCAGCAGCAGCAGGAAACCAGCAGUAG